Messenger RNA from Trametes versicolor FP-101664 SS1, 804 nucleotides. RefSeq lists its product as uncharacterized. The record is from RefSeq and is a predicted model, not a curated record. The coding region runs from base 1 to 804 and encodes 267 amino acids. The transcript has 17 exons. NCBI's taxonomy places the organism in Eukaryota, Fungi, Basidiomycota, Agaricomycetes, Polyporales, Polyporaceae.
AUGUCUUCACAGCCAGAUACAGCCGCGGGUGUCCCAAGCGCACUUCUGCUUCCGCUACAGCUCCUGCCCAUGGGACCCAACUACGGCGCUCUUCUUGUGGGCACAUUCUUGAGUCUGAUCUUGUAUGGCGUAGAACUACACCAAGUGUAUAGGUACAUCCGUUUAUAUGGCCGUGACCAUGUUUUCCUCAAGUGCUACGUUGGGUUCCUAUUCAUUCUCGACACUUUUCAUACUACCAUCUGCGUACAUUCGAUUUAUUGGUAUCUCGUCGUGAACUAUUUCGAUCCUAUCAAGCUCGAAACACCUGUAUGGUCGCUCAAUCUGCAGGGGUGCACUAUGGCAGCGGUGAUCGUCACUUGUCAAACAUUCUAUGCGCGACGCGUAUACCUACUGGACAGGAGGUUGAGGCCCUUGGUGGCGGUUUUGGCUGCGGUGCAGCCUUCACCGCUGAAGGGUCAGCCCCUUGACCUCACAUCGAUCAUGUCUGACCAGUCGCGCUGUUUUCCCGUUAGGUUUAUCCUCGGGAACCUCACCACACUCAGACAGCUCACAUGGUUACAAUCCGCAGGCCUUGGACUUGUCAUAACUGUUGAUGUUGCGUCAACUUCUGUGCUUACCGCGUCUCUCCACCGGUCCCGAACCGGAUUCAAAGGAACGGACAACAUGAUCGACGUCCUUAUUGCAUAUGCUCUCUACACUGGUUUCCUUACCAACUUUGCCGCUAUUGCCUGCCUGAGCUUGGAUCGGGCCGCUCCUGGCAAGAUGCUUUUCAUCGCGGCUGAUACGAUAUACGCGAAAGGUUAG